GAGCGCAGCUGCCUCGUUCGAGCUUCGGCGCAAAUGCAAACACACUUUCGCAGAAACACAAAGUGAUUGAGUGACACGCGCAAACCACGCGAGGCCGCACGGAUCAGCGGGAGGCGAGAGGGGGGGGCAAAGUUAAAGCUGGGAUGAAAUGUCGCAAGCAAGUCAGAGCAGCCCACCCAUCCCCAACCUGAGCGAGGGUUACCCGGUCGCCAGUCUCACCCUGGUGGUCCUGCUGCUCAUCCCCGCCGUGGUCGUGCUGCUCCUGCUCAACUGCCUCUUCCUGGGUUACAAGCUGCUGCUCCUCUCCAAGGCGAGGCCUCGGCCGGAGUCCCAAGAGGACGCGGUGGGGUUCCAGCGGCGGGACUCCGCCCCGCAGCGGGCCCCGAGGUCGCCCGACGCGGAAGCGUUCUCCGCCCGGAGGCCCUACAUGUCGCUGUCCGAGCCCGCCCUGCCUCGGCCGCCGGUCACCUCCUCCAGGGCUUCUUCGUCCGGCAGGGAGCAAAGGAUGUGGCUUCUGAGGACGGGGUCCGGGUCUUCGAGGACGCCCAGCAGCAUCCGGGCGGCGGCGGCGGCUGCAGCGGCGGCGUCCUCCUCCUCCCGGGCGUCCCGAUUCAGCAAGCCCGAGAGGCGUCACAGCGAGCCGGCGUCGCCUGAGUCCAGCUACUCGGAGGCCAACCUGGUGCCGCCCAACUCUCCCACGUGCGUUUACAAGGAAGCGGAUCACACGGCUGGCGUCUGUCGGAUGAGCGCGUACGGGAUGCGGACCGAGCCGAGCCCGGGGACGCUCCACCCGCUGGACAACGUUUACAUGGAAUGCGAGUCCUACGUCCACCCGGCCUUGGAGGGUUCCUGCCCCGACACGUCCACGGAGGGUUCCGGGCUGGACGGCGACUUUGGUGCCAGUGCAGGUGUGUCCCUGCGGAUUCUUUCGGCGGACAGCGAUGGCUUGUCCAACGGCGUGCUGACGUCGGCGCUGGAGUGGGACUAUUACGACCCGUGCUACGUCAAGCAGAACCGCGUGCCCAAGCACAAACGCCACCGGCCUUUCGUGCACAGCAAACAGUACUGGGUGUGAAAACUCAUCUAUUUAUUGCUUAUUUAUUAUUUUU
Messenger RNA from Syngnathoides biaculeatus (alligator pipefish), 1109 nucleotides. RefSeq names its product huluwa (gene hwa). NCBI's taxonomy places the organism in Eukaryota, Metazoa, Chordata, Actinopteri, Syngnathiformes, Syngnathidae. The transcript has 3 exons. Bases 149 to 1075 code for a protein of 308 amino acids. The record is from RefSeq and is a predicted model, not a curated record.